AAUCAGCUUUCGAAGAUUGAAAUUGUAUUUCUAUGUAUGAACGUUUUGAGUUUUGCAGAGGAGAUUGCCUCUUAUGUAUACCGCGUGCGUGGCGGGGUAGCGAUGUUUGCCAACAGCACGCAUCGGAAGCACUGGAUUUUCAGCAAUGCCGAUGAACUUCUCACCCUGAGGCGGACGGCGCAGACCGCCUUCCUCGAUUCUGUGUCUAUUGAUGAGGAGGAGAAAGGCAAGGCAGCCCCGCUGACGCUGAAGGAAGAGCAGCGCCUCACGCAGUACUACGUGAUCAAGCUGCGAGAUGUGGCCGCCGCCUUCCAGCCACCGGCACCCUGGUCUGUCGUGGGUACUGCUACUGUCUACUUGAAACGUUUCUUCUUGCGCUCCACGGCCAUGGAGCAUCCCGUCAAGAUGAUCAUGUACACUUGCUUGUAUCUUGCGUGCAAAAUUGAAGAGUUCAACCUGUCCGUCGAUCAGUUCCUGAUGGCCGUCCCGGCUGAAGAGCAGCACACCGUGCGCCAGUUUGUGCUGCAGAACGAGCUGAUGCUGGUGCAGAGUCUCCACUUCCAUCUGACCGUGCACAACCCGUACCGGCCGCUGGAGGGCUUCCUCGUCGAUAUGAAGACCCGGUGUCCAGUGUCCAAGGGGAGCAAGAUCCGGAAGAUCGCCGACCAGUUCCUCGUUCACGUUCUCAGUUCGGAUGCUCCGCUGUUGUAUAUCCCAUCUCAGAUUGCGUUAUGCGCUAUUGUGUUGGGUGCUCGUACAAUGAAAGUCUCGCUUGAUAAAUAUUUGAACGAGACACUCGGUGCUGGGCAGGACGACACGAAGAUUGCGGCCAUGAAGGCAUCGCUGCAGCGCAUCGAAUCGACGGUGGCAACAGCCGAACCAAACGGCAUAAGCAAGGAGGCGGCAGCUGAGCUGGAGACCCGGUGCCAGUUCUACCAGGACAAGUUUGUCUCGGUUCACGGUGGCCGCAAACGGCGGUAUAGCGGAGACAGCGACGACGAGCUACCUAUGAAAAUCCUUGCUGUGUGAACGCCGAGCGCUGACAGAGCACUGCGGAGCAACGCCAUCGAGUUCAUGAAGACAGCAACCCUCGUGGAACUACGCUUUACAUCUGCCUUGCCGAAGCUAUCGAGUGACACCAUCUAGACUGUAUGCAUUGGACGCCAUGAGCAUCGCACCCGUUCCGGUCGCAUUCAGUGUAGUCCGCCCAUUGGGAACGCAUGCCACUCUGAGCAGCAAACGGUUGCUAUCCUGGUUUCCCGGCCUGCUCAGCUCCUGCUGGACACGCAUAGCUGUGCAGUAGCCCGAAGAUGGCAAUUCUUACAGCCGAUCUGCUUCUUGUCUCUCCUGCUCCGUUACGUGGUGCAACGUUGAACUUGUUAUGCACCGUUACGCAGACUUUUACUGUUGUGAAGCAAUCCUUAAAUAAAAAUCAAUCAAUCAAUCAAGAGAGCAGAGAGUUAUCUGGUCCGAUUGUGCCGGUGACAUGCCAGCACCAGUUUUAGUCACACUAUCUGAAUGAGAGUAAUGCCUGGAUUGAAUAGUUUUUCUUCUUAAUGUUGCUGCUACUGUGCAUUAGCUGUGCUGUUGUUGAUCUCAAGCCCUGCUAAGUUAUAAUAAUCAUCGUCAUCGCCUGCUUUGCUUUUUUAUUUUUUUAAUCUUAACAGUUUUGCCUUUGCCUGCACGUCACCUGAGGAGAAGGCAUGGAAGUUUAUUUGUGAAACGUUUUCGAAAUGUUGAUGGUGAAGAACCUGAAGUUUGUGAUCUUUUAUCUUGUGUUCCAGCAUUAUUGUCUCUGAGGAAACUUUUAUAACAUCUUGCCAACCAUUCUCGUUUUUAAUUACA
Molecule: messenger RNA, 1845 nt
Organism: Sycon ciliatum
Lineage: Eukaryota; Metazoa; Porifera; Calcarea; Leucosolenida; Sycettidae
Product: cyclin-H-like
Exons: 11
Coding region: 37-1029 (330 amino acids)
Biological process (GO): regulation of cyclin-dependent protein serine/threonine kinase activity; regulation of transcription by RNA polymerase II
Cellular component (GO): transcription factor TFIIK complex; nucleus
Molecular function (GO): cyclin-dependent protein serine/threonine kinase regulator activity
Source: RefSeq, a predicted model, not a curated record